Monodelphis domestica (gray short-tailed opossum) is the source of this 14768-nucleotide messenger RNA. It is a transcript of the gene INO80D, whose product is annotated as INO80 complex subunit D. Gene Ontology annotation, cellular component: nucleus. NCBI's taxonomy places the organism in Eukaryota, Metazoa, Chordata, Mammalia, Didelphimorphia, Didelphidae. The record is from RefSeq and is a predicted model, not a curated record.
GCCCGGGGGGGGGAGCGGCAGCGGCAGCGGCGGCGGCGGCUCCUCGCCCUCGGCCAGCGCCUCUCUCCGCGCCUCUCGUCUGUCAGCCCCAGCCGAAGGGAAAGGGGGGAAGAGGAGGGGAAAAAAAGCAGCUCCAAGAUUCAAACUCAGGUUCUCCUGACUCCAGGUCCAGUGUUACCACUAUCACCCAGCCUCUAAAAGGAGUUAACAGACAAUCUGCUUCAUCUUGAUUCUGCAGCAUUCCAGUAUAGUGGUGUCCUUGGGGCUCUUUCUUAACAUUGAUAUGGUACAGAAGAUUUAAAAUCAGCUGAUGUUCACAAGGAAUAGAGUCACGUGAUGUAUGAAGGGAAACACAUACACUUCUCUGAGGUUGACAAUAAGCCCUUGUGCUCAUAUAGCCCCAAACUGUGCAAGCAGCGGCGGCUCAACGGCUACGCUUUCUGUAUCAGACACGUUCUGGAGGACAAGACUGCCCCCUUCAAGCAAUGUGAAUAUGUGGCCAAGUAUAACAGCCAACGCUGCACCAACCCCAUCCCCAAAUCUGAGGAUCGCAGGUACUGCAACAGCCACUUGCAGGUACUUGGCUUUAUACCGAAAAAAGAGAGGAAGAAAAAGAAUGAUCCAAUAGAGGAGGUAAAGGCCAGGCACCAAAUGGAUAACAUGGCCUUCAGUCUGACGGUGCCCACAUUGGCCUUGAAGAUGCCCAAUGGACUUGAUGGAAUGUCCCUGUCGCCACCAGGGGCAAGGGUUCCUCUCCACUACUUGGAGACAGAGUUGGAAGAUCCAUUUGCUUUCAAUGAAGAAGAUGAUGACCUAAAGAAAGGGGCAACUGUGAGGAAGAAGUUGCAGAGUAAGUUGGCCCAGAAUCGGCAGCGCCAGAGAGAGACAGAGAUUUUAAAAGUCCGCCAAGAGCACUUUAGUCCCCCUCCUGCACCUUUGCAGCAGCAGCCUCUGCAGCAGCACUCCCAUCUGCCACCUUUAUCCACUUCUUUAAAACCUCCAGGGCUGCCGCAGGGUUUAGUCUGCAAGUCCCCUCCACCUCAGAACACCAGCCUACCAAUGCAGGGAGUGGCACCCACCACACACACUAUAGCACAAGCGAGGCAGUCGUCCCAGAAGAGACCUCUGCCUCUCCUGCCAUCCGGUAGGGCUCCUGCUGUGGACCCCCCCAGGACUGAUCGGGUCCUCAUGAAAGCCACAGCCUUCUCUCCACACUCAGCUUGCAUGAGUCGGCUGCAGAGACUGGUGAAACUGUGCACUCGAAGACAGCAGCUGGACACAGAUCUGUUUCCCCAUUUAGGGCUGGACUGGUCUGAAGAUAGUGGAGAAGAAUUGGAGGAAUCAGAGCAAGCCUCACCAUACCAGGUUGCAUGGUCCAUCCGAGAAACCCUCAGAUAUGAAAGACAAGAGUCAGAUGACGAUGACACAGAUAGCAGGAGCUCCAGGGUGACCCAACUUUGCACUUACUUUCAGCAGAAAUAUAAGCACCUCUGCCGCCUGGAGCGGGCAGAAUCUCAUCAAAAGAAAUGCCGGCAUACAUUUCGGAAAGCCUUGCUGCAGGCGGCCAGUAGAGAACCAGAAUGUGCUGGGCAAUUGAUACAAGAACUCCGAAAAGCUGCAUGCACUCGAACCAGCACAAACCGGGCUCAAAUGAGGGAGGUGGAACCAGCACUAUGUAGUGGAAUGGUGAAGGGGGAGCCAUGCACUAAUAAAGCCCUUCCAUUCACCAGACAUUGUUUUCAACAUAUCCUCUUGAACCGCUCUCAGCAGCUCUUCUCAAGUUGCACAGCUAAGUUUGCAGAUGGACAGCAGUGUUCUGUGCCAGUUUUUGACAUUACGCACCAGACACCUCUGUGUGAAGAACAUGCCAAAAAAAUGGAUAAUUUUUUGAGAGGAGACAGCUCCCGUAAAGUUCAGCACCAGCAGCAGAGGAAACCCAGGAAAAAAACAAAGCCACCUGCACUUACCAAAAAACAUAAGAAGAAAAGAAGGCGUGGACCACGUCGGCCGCAGAAACCCAUUCCCCCUGCAGUGCCCCAAGGAAACCUCAGCAUGCCCACCAGCGUCUCACUGCCAGUGGAAAUCUCCCACAUUCGGAGUCCUUCCACACCGGAGCUGAGUACUGACGAGCUGCCUGAUGACAUUGCCAAUGAGAUCACUGACAUUCCACAUGACUUGGAAUUAAAUCAGGAGGACUUUUCAGAUGUCCUACCACGGCUACCUGAUGACUUACAAGAUUUUGAUUUUUUUGAAGGUAAGAAUGGAGACCUCCUUCCUACGACAGAAGAGGCGGAGGAACUCGAACGGGCUUUGCAGGCUGUAACUUCCCUUGAGUGCCUGAGUACCAUUGGAGUACUUACCCAGUCAGACGGCGUGCCAGUUCAGGAGCUUUCAGAGAGAGGAAUAGGGGUGUUCUCCACAGGUACUGGAGCUUCAGGAAUACAGUCCUUGAGCCGAGAAGUGAACACAGACCUCGGGGAGCUGUUGAAUGGGCGGAUAGUGCACGAUAAUUUCUCUAGUCUAGAGCUCGAUGAGAACUUGCUCCGUUCUGCUACCUUGUCUAACCCACCUACACCCCUGGCAGGGCAGAUCCAGGGGCAAUUCUCUGCCCCCGCCAACGUCGGCCUUACUUCUGCUACUCUGAUAAGCCAGAGUGCGCUUGGGGAGAGAGCCUUCCCAGGACAGUUCCAUGGACUUCACGAUGGCAGCCAUGCCUCCCAGAGGCCCCUUCCUGCCCAGCUGCUGAGCAAGGCAGAUGACCUAAUCACCUCACGACAGCAAUAUAGCAGCGAUCAUUCACACUCCUCGCCCCACGGAAGCCAUUACGACAGCGAGCAUGUGCCGUCUCCCUACAGUGACCAUAUCACCUCCCCCCAUGCCACCACCUUCUCCGGUGAUAACAUGGCAGCUACCUUCUCAGCAGAAAUGCCCAUCAUGACACAGCACUUGCUCCCAACCCAACUCGAGGUGCCCCUCGGCGGCGUGGCGAACCCCAGAACUCACUGGGGCAACCUCCCCGUCAGCCUCGGCGACCCUUCUCCGUUCAGCAACCUUCUCAGCGCAGACGGGCAUCUCCUCUCCACUUCCCUGUCCACACCGCCUACCACCUCGAACUCAGAGACCACACAGCCUGCCUUCGCCACCGUGACCCCAAACAGCUCCAGCGUGCUUCCGGGGUUGCCCCAGACCAGCUUCAGUGGCAUGGGGCCUUCUUCUGCCGACCUGUUGGCCUCCACCUCUCCCAAGCAGCAGCUCCCUCAGUUCAGCGCGGCCUUCGGCCACCAGCUGAGCUCUCACAGUGGCAUUCCGAAGGACCUGCAGCCCAGCCACAGCUCCAUAGCCCCUCCGACAGGCUUCACAGUCACAGGUGCCAGCGCUACCAGUACCAAUAAUUCAUCUUCUCCCUUCAGCGCCCCUAACUGAGCGGCGGGGCUGGGUGUGGGCAGGCAGGUGGGGACCUCGUGUUUCUGUCUUUCGUUUCCUCUGUAGGCACCCUUCCCGCCUCCUCCUUCAGCAUUCCCAGAACGGGGGGCCGGCGGGAAGCUCCCCCGGAGUGAGCCUCGCUUCAGUGUUCACGUGUGCUCUGUCCACCGGUGCUCCUUUCCUCCUGGCGGGUUCACGUUCCCCUCACGUUUUCCUUAGCGGUUCAGCACAGUGACUGGAUGCCAUUGAUUUUUAGCAGUGAGACUGAGAAAUGAGAAGAUACCUCAGAUAACCAGUGCCCUUUACUACUUCCUAGGGUUCAGAUCAAUACUUUCCAUCCCAUUGCCAGAUUUUAUAAGAGGCGGUUCUGGAUAGAUUGCUAAUUUACCGAGUCCCAAUUGGAGAAAAUAGCUAAUGGUGUGGAGAGGUGGAUUAGGCCUCAAACGGAGCACUAGUCUGCUGAAGCCCUGUAUUGAGGCUAGAAUUCCAUUCUUAAGUAGGACAGUGCUUAAGAAGAAAAAAUUGUCUUUUGACCUCCUCUGUGUAUGUUUGUCCGUGUGUGCUUGUGUGUAUGAAUGUAUAGGCAGGAAGCAACAGUCCCAUAUUUUUCUAAUAAGGAAAAAAGGUUGUUUUUGCUUACUUUCUUCCCUUUACCCAAUUCCAACCUUACUGAACUCCGUCAUUCUUUCCUACUGUAUGUUAACUUGAAUUUGUUGAUUAGUGAGGGAAGUGACCUGGUCCUAUGAGUUGCACUUUUAUAAUCAGCAGCUUUUUCUUCUGAAGAUUAGCAGUCCAAGGGGGAAAAAAGUCAAAAGGAAAAAUACGAUUGGUAAACUGAAUGAGCGACUCAGCAGCCCUAGGAAAAACUGGCCAGAAUUAUUGUAUGGUUUCUGUGGCCUUGUGGCAGCAUUUAUCAGACUAGCAUUCACUUUUGAAUCCUUUUCAUGAAAUCUAUUUGCCAGAAGUAAUUGAGUAAUUUAUUUUGGUGCAUAAAACAGGAUAAGUCAAAUGGAUUUGGAAAAUUGGGAAUCAAUGAUUUCCUUAAGCCAUCUAUUGCUUUAGAAUUUUUCCAUUUUCUUAGUAGUGAUUUUUCAGUACUAGUUGUAAAAUACUGAAGACACUUAUGAAAUCAAUGUUCCAAUUAUAAAAUAAAUUGUAGUACCCAAAGGGUUAAAGUAAACCCAGAAAUUAGAAAUAAUUCUCAAAUUCACUUACUCCUAAUUUUAUUAAAAUAAUUUAAAUGCUUAGAUACACAUAAAUUUGGAUUUGAUAGUAUAAGUAGAAUUUGAUCUGUGUGCUGUUCUCUUUGCAAAGGAAGUUCAAAAUUGGUUUUGGGAAAUUUUUCAAAAUUAUGGGUUUAUUCAUGAUUAGUAAGUAGGAUUAAAAUACUGGGUGAUUUAAUAAUUUGAUGACUAUAAAUUCAUAUAUGUGAAUUCCCUAUUGCCUGCUUUUGGGUCUUUUUAGAUGUGUGUGAUGAAAGAGAUUUUAAAAGUAAUCUGCUUCUGGGUUUUUUUGUAGAGAGGUUUCACCAUACCAUGAGAUAUGUUAUUGGCUGUUUAUUACUGAAACUAGUCUAAUUUAUAUAUUUUUUAAAAAACAGGUAGAGCAUAUCCUUUAGUGAGGUGGGACAAUAGGUUCCUUUGAGUCAGGGAAUAUUUGAAUUUAAUUCCUUCCAAAUGAGUGAAGUUUUGGAUAUAUUUUCCUACUUCAUAUAUGUAUCUCUUUAUGCCAUGCUAGUUUUAGCCACUCCCUUCUUUUGAAAGCUUCUUUUCUUUGCUUUUUAAAGGAAUGGCAGUGAUCAGCAUGUACUAUGCUGAAACCAUGUGCCUGAGCUUAUGGAGGGGAAAUGUCAUGACUGUCUUUAAUCAUUAUAUGCCCAAUUUUUAAAACAAGUAUUUAUUGAAAUCUCUACUUCUAUGGGCCAAAAAAAAAAGUUUGUAAUGUAUUUAAUUUUUUUAAUCAUGAAAAGUUGGUUAGAUUUAUUUUUUGAAUAGCUUUGUCUUUUCUUCAGACUGAAAAAUUUCUAAAUUAUAAAUUAUGUUACAAAGCAAGAUUUCUCACCAUAAACUUAUUGUGCAGUGGUGAGAAAGAUAGAUUAUUUGACAGCUUUUUAUCAGUGAACCUUCUGUUAGUGAAUUUUCUUUAAUGUCCAUAUUGGGAUGAUUAUGGAUAGUUAACCUUGGCUCAGAAAGUAUCUUUAAUAUUCUGGACUAUUUUCCAAUUUUUACUGCAGACUUAACUAUCACUGGAUAAUUGUCAUCCAUUGCCAUAAAUUUAACCUAGUUCCCAUUGCAUAUUAAUUAAAGCUUAUUUUAAAAUAACAUGUCUUCCUCAUCACUUCUUCUUUUUGAGCAAAGGGAAAUUCAUAAUCAUUGUAAUCAUAGAUUGGAAUUUUAUCUAUCCUGGCUCUUUGUCCUGUGCUUUGGCUGCUUAAAAACUCUUCAUUUAACAACCUUUAGUAAGUUGCACAAUAUGUUGUUUGCAGUUUUCUGUUUUGUGUGCAUUGAAAAACCCUUUUCUGCUUUCUAAUUAGGAGGCAUGCAAUGAUCAGGAAUGUUGCCAGUUAUAGCUUCACACCAAAAACUUUGAGUAAAUUAGUGUUCUUGUAGUCCCCUAUGCUGAGGCUGGAGGGAGGAACACCUUUAGAAAGCACUGGUUCAGGGUGGAAGAUAGUGCGAGUACUCCUUUUCCUCUCAUCUCACCCAGCUGAAAGAUUGCAUAGUUUUUGAUUUGAUUUGCUCUUGCCAUUUGCCUGGAUUGUUCCCUUGGUUGAAAAGAGAAGUACAUUUCUAUAAUACCAAGAGGUUAGAACAAUUACCCUCUUGCCAAAGAGUCAGUGUAGCAAUUUUAAUCUCUUGGUAGAUAUAUUUAUUUAUAAGAAAACAAUGAAAUAAAGCUUUUUUUUUUCAUUCUGAAAAUCUAAAAAUGAGCUACUUCUGUGGAAUAUUUAGAGGUAAUAUUGGCAUCAAAAGCAAAUCUUGCAUUAGGAAUAUGGUCCUCUUUGGGUGGAAGAUAGCUGGUAUUUUAGACUGAGGUACACAAUGCAUAGUAGAAUAAUACCAUGAUAACUAGAAGAGUCAUUUUGUUUCUGCAGUGGUUUGGGACCAUUUGAAAGGCCAGUUAGGUACAGUUAGUGCUGAUUUCGUUUACAGAAUUGCUGCAGUUAAAGGAAAUAUCCUAUGCUGUAGGAGUCAGAAUCACCAUUUCAAUGUAUAUUAUCUUCUGCUUGCAUAUUAGGUUAUUAAUCUAAUAUAGCAUCUGAAGAAAAGUUGUGUUUUCUCUCCUUUUUUACCCCCCCACAAUGAUGAUUAUUAUUAUUUGAGUUAAAAUACUAUUUCAUUUCCUCUGUGGAAUUGGCUUAGCAUUUUGCACAUCUGGGUAAGUUAUGUAGCUAGUAUACAGUUGUUCACAAUAAUGAAUGGCGGUUACACUUAACCCACCAAGUAACAGACUAUGCAAUGGAAGGAUUUUCUAAUAUUUGUUCUGUAGGUUAUAUAGUGAAGGAUUAUUUUCUUGAAUAACCUACCACAUGUGGGAAAAUUGCUUGUAAAUAACUUUCUGAGCAAUUUCAUGUUGGCAAGCAAUGUGGCAUGCAUAUGUAUAUAUAUGUGUGUGUAUAUAUAUAUAUAUAUAUAUACAUAUAUAUGUAUAUACAUGCUCCUCCAUGAGAAAAUUAUAAUUUAUUGAAGAAAAAGGUAGUGGAUAUGGAGAUCAAGUAAGAAAUGUUGUGUGUGUUUUUUGGUUUUGUUUUGUUUCGUUUUUGGUGGUGGGAUAGCUUGUAAUUUAAGUCUAAAGAAAGCUAACAGCUUUUUUCUUCGCCCAAUAAUUCUGUAUGGAAUUUAUUUCUUCGGAAGAAAUGUUUAUGUAGUUGACUGCAUAUUUAAAAGCUCAGUGAGUCUCUAACUAGACCAUUCAGAAUGAUCAGUAUUGUUUUCUUUAAAUGACACUAAACUUUAGCUCAUUUUCAGCCUUUGAUUACAUUAAUCCAUAGAGGGAAAUUUUAUUCAUUAAAAGGUAAGAAAAUUAAAUAUGUUAUGCAUAUUGGUAUCUUUCAGUUCAGUUUCCCUCUUAAAUAAUCACUUAUAUCAAAGAAUUUAUCUUACUAGUGACCUGGACCAACCAGCUGUAUAAAUUGGAACUUUAAGCUUUGGGCAUGUCAAUAAGAAAUUUGACUUAUAGUAAUUGUAUAAUCAUAGAUUUUUCAUUAUUAGAAACUUCCCUCUAAUCCUUUCUGAGACAUUAAACAUUUAGGAGGGAAUAUCAGUGAUUACAAGAAUAAAACAAUAGCUGUUUCUACCAAAUUUGAGCAAAACGUGUAAAGUGCUCGCAAAAAGGACAGGUAGGAAGUUAUAACACUAAUUGUUCAAAAAUUUUGCAAUCAAUUUAAAUUAAUGGGUUUUUUCUUUUAACUUUUAAUGUCUAUAACCUGUUUUCUUCCUCCUGUUCCCCUCUAGGUCUUGGCCCUUCUUUUUUUAAAGGAAGUAUGCCAAAAGUUUUGAAUCUGGUAUAUAUUUAAGGCCUUAAAUGCAGUCCUUUUCUAAAUAUGGCUAACAGAGCCCUGAGGUUUUGUGGAGCAUUUCUAGAUACCUUAAAAGAAAAUCUAGUCACAUUCAACAAGUUUCAUAUGUGUCUGCCCCAUCUCCACUCAGACUACACCAAAGGUUGAGGUUUUAGGGUAGUCAGAAUGAUGCUGAUAGAUUCUUUUGUAAUCACCUCAAAAUGUAUAAGUAGUUAUGAUUAAAUGGAAAGGCUUCCCUUUAUCAACCAUUUAUAUUGAAUGUCUGAACUAUAGUAUAUUCUUCUUGGAGUAAUUUUCUCCUAUUUAAAAGAAAAAGCUAUCACAUUAAAUGUUUUCAUUCAUAUGUAUGUAGGUAUGUAUUGUGUAUACAUACAUACACAUAUGUUUGUAUACACACUAUAUAUAUAUAUGUAGAGAGAGAGAAUAGAUAUUUUAUUUCAACUUGGAAGCAAUUAUCCCUCUCUUGUCAGUCUGCAUAGAAAUAGAAUCAUUUUACCAUUUCUUCUUAAUAGGGUAACAUUUUAUAAGAUUCAAACUCAUGAUUUAAAACAUGGCCAAGAGAAAAUCCAUGUGAAAAAUAACCAUAUUAGAAAGAAACAGCUCUCAUUGGAUUUUUACUGGCAUACUAGAAGGGAGCCGAGUUUGUUCAUGUAGUUCUGUUGUUUUUCCUCCAAACAUUUACUUAGGGAAAAAACCCAGAAACACAUGGCAAUGUGGAUUCUUCUCAUUAUUGCCAGUUGCUAUGUCAGUAACUGCUAAAUAUGAAUCGACUUCAGGGACCCUUUUUCUAAACAGCAAACAUUUUCACUCUGUUUUUGGUUGUUAGCUUUCCUCACUGCUUUUAUUCUUUGUGGUAUCACCUGCUUUAGAUCUCUCAGUACCUUGGUGUUAAUGAUAAGGUGUUAUGUGUCUUGUAUUUAGUAGAAGGAACUAUAUUCUAUAUGGCAGUUUGGAGGGAAAAUAUGACAUCAUUUCCUUUUUAUCUGUCAUCUCCUAACACUGGGGGAUUUUGGCUAGUUUGUCUAAGUUGUUUUCUGAUCUUCUAGAGUUUAGUCUACAGAAAAAUCUAUAUGAGAAAAUCUUAGAAAUCUAUAUAUAAUCUAUUUAAUACAGCACAGUUCUUUUCUUUCUCUUCUGCCUCCUUGCCUCUGCCCACUUCUCAGUAAUGAAAUACAUCACAUGGUGUAUGAGCUAAACCUUAUUCUGGUCUGAGUAAUAGAAACAUCUUUCAUUUUUUUUUUUAAAGCUGGGGACCACUGAAGUAAGCUCUAUAUGCACCCAGAGUUCCCCAUGGAAAAUUUUCAACAUGCAGUGCAGAAGGCUUCAAUGCAGCUAAAUGCCACACCAUUGCUUUUACUUUGGGAGUAGACUGAUUUGCCCUGAAAUGACUCCAAUCUUCAGCAUUAAGGUACAGUUGGUUCCAAUGGAUCAAUGCUGCAAUGAUGGAAAGUUUGAUACUUGUUGAUAGUAUCUUCAUCUGCUUGGAUGGGUUGAACCAGUUCCUCUGAACAGUGAUGAUUGUUUUCACUGUACAGUUUUGAGUAUGUCUCAGGGAUUCCUUGUGGAAAUAAGGGCAAUUUAAUAAAAAAAAAAACAAACAAAAAACUAAAUAAUUUUAAAAGAAAAUAAAGGUAGAAUGUCAUCAAAGAGAGCGCAAGAAAGAGAAAACACAUUGAGUUUUGUAGUCCACAGUGUCUUGCCAAGGGACUCUUUCUUUCUCCUUGGGGCUCUCAUCUCAAUUUCAGCAUACAGAAUAUUUUUCCAUCACGCUCAGCUUUAAAAGUUUUAUUUAAAAGUUCCCUUCCCCAAUGAGCUUUCAGAAUACUUAUUGUAGAUUUUAAGAGAAAAAGGUAUAUUAAUUUAUGCUAUUAACAUCACCUCAUAAAUUAUAAGUUUUAUACUAAAGCUGUAUUGAGUGUAAUGAAUUAUGUUUCCUAUGUGUUUUAAUAGCUAUAAAAUUAUAUACAAGCUUUUUUUUUUUUUGGUGAAAAACAAACUAGUGAAGCACCUUUUUACACUGGAUCUCUGCCGUGUCAAGGUGUAUAGCUAUUCUUUGCUACCUUGCAGAUAUAUAAAAUAAAAUGGUAUCCUGCAGCCUCAAAAUGUAGAGCAUCUUUUAGCCCAUUUAUUACUGCUCAUAGAAUUCUUGAGUAUUUCAUUCUUUAGUACAUGAUCGUGGUUUACACUUAAGACGGCUAGAAGCUUAGUUACAGGGUAAAUAGAAAUACAUAGAUCAAAUAAAACUACAACUACUGUAGCUGGAAUUGUGAACUAAGUUUGUAAGACCUCUUUUUUUUUCCUAUGGAUUUAUUCUUUAAUUUACAGUUCAUUCUGUAAGUUGGGAAAUCAAAAAGAGAGAAAAUAUCAAAUCUAGAUGUUCUCAGUGUCUUAUUCAGGAACUUUUUACCCCUCCUCACUAAGGAAUUCCCACUGUGACUUAAAUUAAAAAUAGAAUUAAAUUACUUGUGUGCAUGUAUGUAUUUGUGUUUUAUACACAUGCAAAAAUAUGCAUUGGGGGAGUGUGUGUGUGUGUUUGUGUGUAUGUGAUGAAUGUAUGUAGGGUAAAAUAGAGAAAAGUAGCAACACAAGGUGAUGGAAUGUAUUGUAGAAAUAUGAUUUAUUUAGUUGAGGGGAUUGGAGUUAUUUUCUCAUUGUCACUAUUGUAUACAUACACCAAAUUCUUUAUUAUGUUAUUUUAAAAGGCUAGCUCUGAUAUCAUGUGCAUUUUAUUUUAAAUCUUUUGAUUGACUUGCAUUUGUGCUCCAUUUUAAGAAAAUGGCAUGAGAAAUACCAGGCUCUAAAACACCCCUGUGUCCCCUCUUUUUUUGUUUGUUCGUUUGUUUGUUUGGUUUUAAAAUGAGAGAGAGGAAAAUGAGGUGUAAUCUGUAUUUUAUUGUGGGGUAGUGGGACCAGAUAUCCGUUGUAAAUUUUUAAGUUAAUAGUACUUAAACUCUGACUUUGAAAAUAUUGCCCAUCAUCCUUAUUUUGAUUUGACAAAUAUUGUGGUAGGUAUUUUUUUUUUUAAGAAUGCCAUUUUCAUAGGUAACUGCUUUGUUUUCCUGAGGAGUUGGUGGGAUCAUUUCACUAUGCUUCAAAGCUAGGGAGAGUUUAAAUUAUUUUAAAUAUAUUUUUAUCUUAACUGGGCUAUCCAUUCUGAAUUUAGGAUAAUUUUAUUUUCCAUGUUUUGUCCAAGGGAAUGAUGAUGUUUUCUCUUAGACCUUUUAUCUAAGAGUUAACUUCAGAAGAGACAUUCCUACUUAUUUUGUUUUUUAAAGUCAUUGUUCUGUUAUACUUCACUGUAAUAUCCAGCAGUCUGAAGUAACUAACCAUAGAUGUUAAUUGAAUUUUCAUUCAUAUUUUUAAUAAUGAAAAUCAUGUAUUUUAAAAAUCUUUUAAAACAGUUUUUCAUAAUACACAAAUAUUUGUCAUUUGAUUCUGAAGCCACAUUUACUUAAAUCCAGUCAAAACCUAGGAAAGCUCUGUAUGUGGUUCUUCUUACAGUUGUACUUUUCCAGCAUCUCCCAAGUUCACUCUCUUUGUGGAUUUUUAAAAAAUUUGUUUCCUGCAUAUUUCCUGUACAUAAGCAUGCAAAUGAAAGAGGAGAGUUUGUACUGUGCCAUUCUCCCUUCAGUUGUUUGUAAUGGGAUUUACCAAAAUAAAUUCCCCAUUCAUCAGAGGAGGGAAAAAGAUCCUUUUAAUGUAUAUUUGUACAGAGAUGUGUAUAUCAGAUGUGGUGGCACUUUGCUGAAUGUAAACUUGCCCUUGUCAAUGGAAAGAUUAAAAAGUAUUAUGUUUAUUUAUACAUUUGUAUAAUCUAAAUCUAUAUAUACACGUAUGUAUAUGUGUGUAUAUAGAUAGAGUUAUAUACAUAUAUUUCCCCCAAAGUGUGUGUAUAAUAGAUAAAUAGCCUUUGUUAAAUAAGAUUAAUAUGUCAGCGGUGGGGUUUUAGAUGAAACUGUAAACCAGACAAAAUGACUAUCUAGGGCACAUACCAUACCUCCUAGUAUAGAAGUCCCUUGGAUUAGAAUCUUGUUUCUGUUUAUAAUCAAUUGUUGCCCUCUAAAAAUUAUUUCUCCUAUCCAUUUCCGCUGAUCCUUAAUACCAUCACCAUGAACUGUUGUUCAUUUUUAUCAUUUGAAAACAAAAUUUCACUGCUUCUCUCACCUUAGUCACUUCUAUCCUAGUCACUAGAUUUGUUUAGCCCCCUGUCUUUCAUUGAUAUCACCGCUGUUUGUUCUUUUAAAAGGCCUUUAUUUUAUUUCAGAGGUUUCCUAGAAAACUUAAAUCUCAAUAGUGCAAUAUACUGCACAGAUGUGGAAAGGUGGGUUUAAAUUCUGUCUAUCUGAACAAAAAAGUCCCACCAUUUAGGAAUUUUAUCUAGAAAAUUUUAUGAAGUUGUUGCUAAAAGAUUAAGAAUUGUAACAAUUAAAGCUUUUUAUAAGUUUUGCUAGUGUCUGUAGAGAAAACAUAUUUAUUCCUUCCUUUAUUUUCUUGUUAAUUUGGCAUCUGAAAAUUUUGGUUCACUUUAUAGUUAACUUGCCAGUUCCCUUUCUUUUUCAGUGACAGCUAAAAGCCUACUCAACCAUAUGUAAGCCUCUUAAAAAUCUCUGGCUAACCCAUACUUUAAUUUAUGUUAUAAUUGUUCUUUAAAUUCUCAUCUCUUCUAGUGAAAUCUCAUUCUUACAUGAUAAAUUCUUGGCAAUAUGGCCUUUGAUAUUCUCACAAUAGUGAUGUUGAGUUUUAACUUUGCUGCAGUUUUAUAGAAAACUUACAUCCAUUUAUAAUUGUGCCUUCUAAACUCUUAUGCACACACAAAACAAAGUGUAUAUAUACAUGUUGGAGCAUGUGUACAUAUACUAGCAUAUAUACUCACACAGUAUGUCUUUAGUAUAUAUUAUGUGAGUGAAUAUAUAGAGAUUCAGAGACAAUGAAUAAUUGUUCUCCUGAUAUAUAUACUCAUGCAUAUGUAUAUUGAUAUAUGUAUAUAAGUUGUGUGGAUAUACUGUAUAUACACAUGUACAUGUAUGAGUUUUGGUUGGCAAUCUUUUACAUUUAGCAAAAUGCUGCCCCUACUGGAAUAUUGUGCCUGCAGUGGCAGGUAUAUGUAACAAAUUGUCACAAAUGUAACAUUAUAAAAAAUUAUUUUAAAAACAUUUAAAAGUUUUAAGUCAUUGGGAAAUUAUUUACUUUUUUUUUGUUUCCUUCUUGCUUUUAUUAUUUUAUAAAUUAAAUUGCAAGGGAAGCGAUCCUAAAAGUUGUCAUCUGUUUGAAGGGAGUGAGAGAGAGCUGGAGGUGCACUUGAAGAACUGGUGUGGUUUUUCCUGUCUCUGAAACAGAGACCAGAGAACCAGUCUGGUCAUUUCAAUUACAAAGAUACCCUAAACUUUUCUUUAGUAUACUUUGCCUACUAUCCCCUAGAUCAAUAGUGGUCCACCAUUGGUUGCCUGUUUAUUUCAUUAAUAUAUAUAAUGAUAACUAAAAUUGAUUUGACUGAGGAGAGUUAAGUAUUCUCCUCCUGCUGCAGGGAGAAAAUAUCACCUCAUUGUUACCUAGCCUUGCUCAAAAUACACCUUAGAGAGUGUGGAUUUCUCAUGAAGCUGUCUGAAGCAAGCCUUUCAUUUAUUUAAUUAAAAGUAUCUUCACUAAGAAUUCUGUUAAAGGAAUUUUGAGACUGUUCAUUCGGGACAUAGGCCUAACUUUUCGUUAGACCCACAGCCUCAAGUGUUUUUCCGUGGUUUAUCAUGCUGAUUGCAAGAACAUUAAGAAAACUCUUAAUUGCCAUUUGAUUUUGUGAUUGGAUGGCAGAACGGAUUACCUCCUCCAGACAUAAUAGAGAAACAAGAUAGAUGGACAAUCGUUAAUUUCAAGUUAUUACAGCUUAACAGCGGACUUAACUAAGGGAAUACCUUAAGACUGUCCUAGAGAGGUUUGUGUUUCUGUCAUUUGAAAAGUUAGCCUAGCCACAGCCUGAUAUCAGAAGCAGCCUUAUGACAAAAAGCCUCGUGGUAGUUGUUUAGCUGCUAGAAUGCUGUAGAAUAUGAACCAGUUGCAGUGGGGAAGCUAAUAGGAGGCAGCACAUAUGGAACAGUGAAUGACAGCUUGCACACUUUCAUUUUCUUUCUUUUUUUUUUUUAAAGUAGCUGCACGGUAGCAAGGACUAGCAGUCCUUUCCCCCAGUCCCUCUUUUUCAUUGUCCCCUUUCACCUUGGCACACAAAGUUUGCUAACAUGCCAUACAUUGAAAAUGCUCACAAAAAGGAAAAACAAUAAUUGCUUAAAGGGAACAUACAAACUUCAAUUCUCCUCUGAAUUUGUAGUGGCUGAAAGCUUCAUAUGCACAAAAGCCUGAUGCCAUUUGUUUCUACAGAGACCGCUUUUAAACAAUGUGUGGGAACAAGAUGAGGAGGGAAAUGGUUUUUAGCCAACCCCCCCCCUCCGUUCUGAUCAAAAUUCACACCCAUGGCUUUUAAAGCAGGGGUGCUGGAGGACCACAUUUUAGGAGCAGGUAGGCUUCUGGUUUGUAUUUUCCCUUUAAACAGGAAGACUUGGCUCACAUUUUCCAUAUAUAUCUCAAUGAAUGUACUGUAUGACCAUUUAAAAAAAUUUGAUGAAAUAAUAAUGGAUUGGUCUCCUUUUGUUAUCUGGUCCUUGUUUAAUUUGUUUAAGGGUUUUUGUAUACAAAAGUUUACAUUUUUAUGUAUAUUUUUCUUGUGUAAAAACUGAUGUAAUAUGUGUAUAAAACACUGUAUGUAUUAUCUGUAUAUAGUGUGACAAAAUGAUUUUUCUUUCUUUCUUUUGGAUGUAUUAAUAAACCUUGCUGUGAAAUA